AUGGCUGCAGCGACGGGUACGUACGACACAUGGACACCGGAUGGCGGCGAUGGCGACACGGGCAGCGAGGCAUUAUUCACCGUCACCCGCACUUUGAGAGACUACAUCACCGUCUACAUGCGGCCGGGCAGAAGGAUAUGGACAUCAUUCCCUACAGACUUUGGCAGCGCGGAUGGUCGAAAGGUCGUCAUGUUCUGCGCACGCUUCUGCGAUCUGCUGUCGGAGGGCUAUACUAUCCAAGACAUAAAGCAUUGGUGUGUUGCUUCAUCGAAGCGGGAAGUCAUGGUCCAGCGCCCACGAUCUUAUGGUUGGUGGGUGAAUGGCGGAUGGGAAUUCAUGAAAGCAGUGCUGGAUGAAGCGAAUGCCUUGGAACGCAACGGGACAUGGACACCAGAGCGCAUCGCUUGGGACAAGAAGGAGCCAGAGGGCGCAGUCACCAAGGAAGAGAUCAGAGAGUACGCUCAGACAGCCUUUUCUCCAUCUUCGUCCUUUUCCGCUGCUCGCUCUCCCGACACGGCCUCGCCGAUAUACCCUGAGCGAGCGAUUAGACCACUCCCUCGGAAUCGACUGAAGUCGAAGCUCUCGCCAGAGCAAGCGUCCACCAUUCAGUUCCCUCCCGAACCACCGCCGAUUCCGCCCACCUUGAGCUUCAACAUACCCGAGACGAGCGCACCGAACCAUCAUCGUCAUCUCACGAAUGGUCACGCACACCGCGACCACGACCACGACCACGACCACGAUCACGACCCCGAUGACGAGGAUUACGACCAUUGUCAACACCGUCGUGGACAUAGACUAGUCCACCAUCACUGCACUUGCCAUGAGGACGCUGACAGUGGUGAGGAUGAGGUCGAGUUCGAUCAUCCAGAUUAUCGCUAUCCUCCUGCACCCAUGAUGACGAAUGGCGUCGCGGUUAAGCCGGUGGACUCGCUGCAACGAAGAUUGGUGGAAGCUGCCCGCGCAUCAGGCAAAUCUCCACCAACCGGGUCAACAGCAUCUUCUGCGGAUGGGUAUGAGAGUUUCGAGAACACCAGCAACAAGAAGAAGAGAAAGAUUCCGCUGUCAGGAGCCUCGAGCAUGCACCAGAGUUCACUCAGCGCCGAGAUGGCCAACAUGGGCAUAAGCAAUACACACAGGAACGGCGCACCGGACGAUAUCUCUGUGCAUGGUAUGACGGCAGCAGAGCUGGAACAGUAUCAUGCCCAAGCUGCGCACGCGAGCAAUGGAGGCUCAGGGACAGGCAUCAGCGGUGCCGGCCGCGGGAGAUACGGCCGCCAGGAAGCAAGGCACCGCAAGCCACUCGCCCACGCCGUCAACACCAGCAAUCUGCACAACUCGCGACACCCGAAUGGCACUGUUCGCAGUGACGAUGCAGCAGACUCCGGGGUCGAGAACACGGGUGGAAUCAUAUCGCAGGCCAUCAAGACGGCUGCAGAGCAAGGGCCUUUGACUCCCGCGGUGAAAGGUCGGGAGAACGUGAGUCUUCUCCAGUCAGCAGCUAGCCUGUCCACCUCCACAACUCCCAAGACACAGUUCACCUUUACCUGCGAAUCCGAUUCUGCCACUAAGAUGGUUGACCAGCAUCCCGCCCACGCUGCACCAUAUGGCACACCCACCCCUCAGCGACAUGCCGCAGCGCCGGGGAAGAGUACGCAUGGCACCCAGACCACGCCCAGCCACCGAGGGGGCCAUCCGCCCAUCAACAAUGCCGCACGACCGCCGCCACCCCCUGCGAACCAUGCACCUCCAACUAGCCAUCAUCACCAGCAGCAGCAUCAACAGCAGCCCGCGCCUUCACCGAAGCCGAGACCCCGUCGAAACCCCACGAGAGAAUACGCCCUACAAGCCGCUCAACGGAAGAAGAAUCAGCAGUAUCAGAACUACCAUCAUCAGCCCAAGCCCCAAGAUGUGUACAUAUGCAUGUUCUGCGAGUAUGAAGACAUCUACGGCGUGCCGCCCUACGCCCUCAUUCGUCAAUACGAGAUCAAGGAUCGUAAAGAGCGCAAGAAGGCUGCCGAGAAGCGCAGAUUGCUGGAGAAGGCCAAGAUGAAGGGACGCAAGAAUAAGAAAGGCGCGAAAGGGAAGAACAAUGCCGUUAACAAUGCUGCAAACCCAGCACCACCGAACCAACCUCAAAACUACGACCCGAAUCUGCCACCUCCAGAUGGCGAAGAGUUCUACGAUGACGAGGAAGAAGACUAUGAGGGUGAUGAGUACGAUCCGGUCGGAGAGGACGAGGAAUUCGAUAACGAAGGAUACUACCCACCACCACCGGCACCUGCCAGCACCCCAGCGAUGCCGCGCCUCGAGAGGGUACCCGGAUAG
This is a messenger RNA of Fulvia fulva, 2325 nucleotides long. RefSeq lists its product as uncharacterized. The transcript is spliced from 3 exons. Bases 1 to 2325 code for a protein of 774 amino acids. The record is from RefSeq and is a predicted model, not a curated record. Lineage: Eukaryota; Fungi; Ascomycota; Dothideomycetes; Mycosphaerellales; Mycosphaerellaceae.